AUGGCGAUGAAGACUCUCUCCGCCAAAAAUGCAGCAGCUCUAGACAAAGAUCUCAUGAGCAUCGGGGGAUUCUCGCUUGAUCAGCUCAUGGAACUCGCAGGUCUCAGUGUCUCGCAAGCCGUUUAUCGUCUUAAAUCACCAAUUGGAGGACGGCGUAUCCUGGUUGUCUGUGGUCCGGGAAAUAAUGGUGGCGAUGGACUUGUUGCCGCCAGGCAUCUUUGGCAUUAUGGAUAUAAGCCGGUGAUAUAUUAUCCGAAACCGGGCAAGAACGAGCUGUAUGGGCGCCUCACAACCCAGCUUAAAAACCUAAAAAUCCCUUUUACCACCGACUUCGCCGCCGCCCUUAAAGAAGCUGAUCAGGUCGUCGAUGCAAUCUUCGGCUUCUCUUUCUCCGGCGAAGUCCGCGAGCCCUUUUCCGCCAUCAUAGAGGAGCUUCAGAACACCACCGUCCCCGUGACAUCCGUCGAUGCUCCUUCAUCCUGGAAUAUUGAAGAAGGGCCUCCAUCGUCCGGUCCAGGGUCGAGCUUCAAUCCUACCGCGCUAGUAAGCUUGACGGCGCCAAAGCCAUUGACAAAAUGGUUUAGAGGACGACACUUUUUGGGCGGAAGAUUCUUGAGCCCGGAUAUUGCACACAAAUAUGGCCUGGAAUUGCCGGACUACGAUGGUGUGGAUCAGAUUGUGGAACUAGGGAGCGAUGGAAAGAAGAAGUUGUAA
Molecule: messenger RNA, 714 nt
Organism: Venustampulla echinocandica
Lineage: Eukaryota; Fungi; Ascomycota; Leotiomycetes; Helotiales; Pleuroascaceae
Product: NAD(P)H-hydrate epimerase
Exons: 7
Coding region: 1-714 (237 amino acids)
Cellular component (GO): mitochondrion
Molecular function (GO): NAD(P)HX epimerase activity
Source: RefSeq, a predicted model, not a curated record